This is a messenger RNA of Daphnia pulicaria, 617 nucleotides long. RefSeq lists its product as uncharacterized. NCBI's taxonomy places the organism in Eukaryota, Metazoa, Arthropoda, Branchiopoda, Diplostraca, Daphniidae. The coding region runs from base 47 to 358 and encodes 103 amino acids. The transcript is spliced from 3 exons. The record is from RefSeq and is a predicted model, not a curated record.
UCAUUUUUUAGUUGUGUGUGCACGAACAGCGACGUAAGGGUCGGUAAUGUCAUCAAAAAUGAGGAAUUCAAUCAUGUUCUUAUUGGUACUCUACUUAAUGGCAGCGAAAAUGUCUGAAUGUGGUCCACUAAUUGAAGAAAGAAAUUUUGGAUUGGAAUAUCCAAUAUGUAACUUCUCUGUGCCUUGCUCGGAUCCUCGAACAUUUUGCGGAUCCAAUACAGAAGUCGUAACUAGAUGGUUUGUCGGAUCUAGAUGCUAUCCCAAAAAGUUGUAUAUGGGACUUUGCAAUCAUUCAGUCGUGUGUAUGUCAGGAAUAUGUAACGUCAUAGCUUUUGGCAUUGGCUUUUGCUCCUACUAAAUGUAAUCAAGAAUAUUAUCAUAUGAUAUUCUUAUAUAUAUUAUGUACUCUAUUCCCAGACGCACAAUUUAAUGAUAUCUCCUAUGAAAGAAAAUCAAAUUUUCGUUCAAGUCAUGGAGUCACAACAUUUUCGUUACUAUUCACGUAAAAUGCACAGCGCUGUAUCUCUAAAAAUGAGAAUCCCCAGCAUCUGAAAUGCAUGCCCAUCAUUCCGCUAUCAUUGUGAAUUGUUAUUGAUUAAAGUUAAAAUAUACUUUUA